This is a messenger RNA of Penicillium taxi, 732 nucleotides long. RefSeq lists its product as uncharacterized. Bases 1 to 732 code for a protein of 243 amino acids. The record is from RefSeq and is a predicted model, not a curated record. NCBI's taxonomy places the organism in Eukaryota, Fungi, Ascomycota, Eurotiomycetes, Eurotiales, Aspergillaceae. The transcript has 3 exons.
AUGGGGUUUGAUCUCAAUCACGUUCUGAGCAGCACUCGAAAAGCUUUUCCUUUAAGCCUGGAGUCAGACACAAGAACUAUGUUGAACCUCCUGCUGGCCAAUGCCCAUGAGAUUGCUACAGCACUCCCAGAUCCCGGUCGUCAACUGGUGUUCGGAACAGAGGGUGUUUGGUCAUUUAGGCCGGUCAAGUUGAAGCGAGUAGGGGAAAGAAAGAAAGUAGUCAUGCUCAACGGCCGUUCUGACUACCACCUCUGGUACGGAUCCCAAGCUGACGCAGCCGUCAACGUGGUUGUGGUUGAGGCCAAAGCCCCCGGCCUCGCCCAGUUUAGUAUUGCCCAGGCACUGGGAUACAUGGGUAAGUACUCACAAGAUCUUCACUAUGACUCUUGGAAAUCUAACUUCAAACUGUUUGAAGGUAUUGUGCAUAGAAAACGAAAGGAUGAGGGCAAGAAAGACACUAAGGUCUAUGGUAUGUGCAGUGAUGGGGAGUACUGGUUCUUUCUCAAGAUUAAUGACAAAGUCGAGUGGAGCCAAAAGUUAGUGAUCGUCCGAAAUGAGGAUUACGCAGAAGUGAUCAGAAUUCUGGUGUACUUCUUGAGCCAGGCGGCACAUAUGUCACCAGGUCAUUCACUACAGUCCAGCCAUGCAAAACAAAGCUCUGGAGAUAGUGUCUUGUCCCAAGCGUCUCGAUUCCCCCUUGAAUCGAUUGACAAUAUUCUAGAAGAUCAAUAG